UGGUGGGCGCCCGGUAAUUAACACUGGCUUUUCUUCCUUUGCAAGGUACGGACAUUGUGGCGGGAGAAGAAGUUGCCAUCAAGCUUGAAUGUGUCAAAACCAAACACCCUCAGCUCCACAUCGAGAGCAAAAUCUACAAAAUGAUGCAGGGAGGAGUGGGCAUCCCCACCAUCCGGUGGUGCGGGGCGGAGGGGGACUACAACGUCAUGGUGAUGGAGCUGCUGGGGCCCAGCCUGGAAGACCUCUUCAACUUCUGCUCGAGGAAGUUCAGUCUCAAGACUGUCCUGCUGCUGGCCGACCAGAUGAUCAGUCGGAUCGAAUACAUUCACUCGAAGAACUUCAUCCACCGCGACGUGAAGCCAGAUAACUUCCUCAUGGGGCUGGGGAAGAAGGGCAACCUGGUCUACAUCAUAGACUUCGGCCUGGCCAAGAAGUACCGGGACGCCAGGACCCACCAGCACAUCCCCUACCGUGAGAACAAAAACCUCACCGGGACGGCGCGGUACGCCUCCAUCAACACGCACCUUGGAAUCGAACAAUCUCGAAGGGACGACCUGGAGUCGCUGGGCUAUGUGCUCAUGUACUUCAACCUGGGCUCCCUGCCCUGGCAGGGGCUGAAGGCUGCCACCAAGAGGCAGAAAUACGAGCGCAUCAGUGAGAAGAAGAUGUCCACACCCAUCGAAGUGCUGUGCAAAGGCUACCCCUCCGAGUUUGCCACGUACCUGAAUUUCUGCCGUUCGUUGCGUUUUGAUGACAAGCCUGACUACUCGUACCUGAGACAGCUCUUCAGGAACCUGUUCCAUCGCCAGGGCUUCUCCUACGACUACGUGUUCGACUGGAACAUGCUCAAGUUUGGUGCCAGCCGGGCUGCUGACGAUGCGGAGCGGGAACGCCGGGACCGCGAGGAGCGGUUGAGACACUCCCGAAACCCAGCCACACGGGGGCUCCCUUCCACAGCCUCGGGCCGGCUGCGGGGAGCACAAGAAGUGGCUGCUCCCACCCCCCUCACCCCUACCUCACACACUGCUAACACCUCUCCUCGGCCCGUGUCCGGCAUGGAAAGAGAGCGGAAAGUGAGUAUGCGGCUGCACCGUGGCGCCCCCGUCAACAUCUCCUCGUCGGAUCUUACGGGCCGACAAGAUACCUCCCGCAUGUCCACCUCACAGAAUAGCAUUCCUUUCGAACACCACGGCAAGUAGCUGCACGUCUCCCGGUGGAAGGCAGCACUGGAUUCCCGGUCGGGUGGCUUCCAGUGGUCUUCAGUCUGUCGUGCACCGAUGAGAACUCCUUUUUGCUGUGAAGGGCAGACAAUGCAUGGCUGAUCUCCUCUGUUACAUGGCUUUACUAGUGACGCUCCCCGGGCUAGGACACCGGGCGCUCUCCAGGCCACCCACCCAGCAACGCCCGUGGGGAAACCAAACAGACUAACCGGACAGACUCCAAGCGCUGCCACCGCCGGGCUCCACUGAGGCCCACGUGGACAUUGUCCGGGGCUGGGAAGACGGCCGCCUGAGUGCGAGACACUUGAGACAACAGACUCCCGAUGCAGAGCCUUUCGGUCCUCCCUGCCGCGGUGGCGCCCGCGAUCCCUGAUGAGUCUGCUGUAACCACCAUCUUCUACUUGGUUCUGACAGUUUUGUAUCAUUUUGCUAAAAAUUACUGGCUUAAAUCUGUGUAAAGAAAUCUUUUUAUUGUUCUUGUCUGUUUCUGCGGUCUUAAAAAAGAUGACCUCAAAGUGUCCCGCCUCAGACACCGGCGUGGAGUUCUGUAGACCAAGGUGGGCGCGGGCACCCUGCUGCCGGCGAUGUUUCCUGCUUCUGUUUGGUGUAGUCCACUGUAGGGGGGUGUUCUCCCGGAAAUUGUCACGUGUACACGUGUGUAACAUGUCUGUGCGUGUGUUGUGUGCUGUGUUCUGUGACCUCUCCUGGUUUUGGCCAUCACUCCCUCCCACCGUAACUGAGCCGCCAGGACUCGAGUCGUCAGAGCCAUUAGAGAGCAAGGGCGUCGUGGUGCUUCUGGCGGAGCCGAGCACCGAUCCCACCUUCCCAGACGCGGCAGCGGACGCCAGGUGCCUAGGACCCAGUGCCCAAGACUCGGAGGCGGAGGCCGCGCCGGGCGCUCCUGGGUUGUGUGCGGUUACUUUGCUGGUGGUUGUUGCCUCAAUGCCUUUGGAUUUGGGGGCAUUUUCUAGACAGACUGUAAAUAUUAGCAGUGCAGAAUGGCCCUUAACGUGUGCUAACAUCUGUCCACCUGGGGUGCAGGUUUGCCCAGAAAGAGGCCGGCCCAAGGGAGCCCCCUCUCAAGUGCCCAGAAGCAAGUGAUCCGUGACCUGAGGCCCAGGAGGGUGUGUCCUGCUUUCUGAACCCAGAGGACGGAAGCAGGCAGGGCCGGCCUCAUUCUCGCCAGAAAGACACUCAGGGGGCCGGGCUCCCCGUGGCCCCUUCCCAAGGCCCCAGGCGGUGGCAGAGUAGACAGGAGCCCCGUCUCGGAAUGGGGUCCAAUGCAAACAUUCGUAGGUACUUGUACUCCCUGUCCCCCCUGCAGAGGUGUGGGAAACGGGGAGCUCGUAGGACGCUAUUAGCCUUUAAAGGUGUACAGGUCCAUGUCCCUCCUGCCCCAAGUCCUGGGAUGCCCGGCGUGGGUGGGUGCACCGACGCACAGCUGGCCGCCCUGCAGGCGCUGGGGGACGUGGCCGGGGCGGGGGAGUCAGGGCAGGGGGCUUUCCUCCGGAGGUGUGAGCCGCGGCACCCCACCCAAGCCCUCCCACUGGCCGCGGACAGUGUCGCAUCCAUCGCCCCCACACGAGCCAGUGUCUGCAGCCCGUGUGGGUGGUGUCUGACCUGUGCAUUUGUGUGACCACUGUAUUUGUGUACUUACCACACCAUGUAAAUAAUAAAUAUAUGACGUCUACCUUUC
This is a messenger RNA of Myotis lucifugus (little brown bat), 2916 nucleotides long. It is a transcript of the gene CSNK1D, whose product is annotated as casein kinase 1 delta. The coding region runs from base 141 to 1199 and encodes 352 amino acids. Gene Ontology annotation, biological process: endocytosis; non-motile cilium assembly; positive regulation of canonical Wnt signaling pathway. Lineage: Eukaryota; Metazoa; Chordata; Mammalia; Chiroptera; Vespertilionidae. The record is from RefSeq and is a predicted model, not a curated record. Gene Ontology annotation, cellular component: nucleus; cytoplasm; spindle microtubule. Gene Ontology annotation, molecular function: protein serine/threonine kinase activity; ATP binding. The transcript has 9 exons.